This is a messenger RNA of Homo sapiens (human), 10183 nucleotides long. RefSeq names its product dedicator of cytokinesis 3 (gene DOCK3). Gene Ontology annotation, biological process: small GTPase-mediated signal transduction. Gene Ontology annotation, molecular function: GTPase activator activity; guanyl-nucleotide exchange factor activity. Bases 2364 to 7544 code for a protein of 1726 amino acids. The transcript is spliced from 43 exons. The record is from RefSeq and is a predicted model, not a curated record. NCBI's taxonomy places the organism in Eukaryota, Metazoa, Chordata, Mammalia, Primates, Hominidae. Gene Ontology annotation, cellular component: cytoplasm.
CAGUUAAUAGAUAGAUAGAAAGAAAGAAUUCAUUGUUAACAGCAUAUAGUAUUUGAAAGCAAGUGCUGUAUUAAGAGAAUAAAAGGAAGCAUUGGUAAUUGAAGGUAAAUUGAUGCCUUUGUAACAAUAACUUGGCAGUUCUGCAAAGCUAAAUGUUUUUUAUAGCCAGUCAUGAGUAGACUGCAAAAUUUCGAGAGUUCAGUCUUGGCAAUCUGCAAAUGAAUCUGCAUGACAUUUGAUUUCAAACAAUCUUUCCUUUGAAGCUACCAGGAGUUUCUUUCAAGCAUACUUCCAGCCAUUGGUGCUCCCAUCCUCCUUGACUCAAAUAGGCACAAAUAUGACCAUUCAUUUUUCCUUUACUUUCCCCAGAAAUGUGAUUGUUUUCACUGCUCUUUUACUGUUUUCCUCUUAAGAUAAAUCUAGUAAUGAUUUCAUAAGAUGACCAUAAUGCAGAAUGUUUUCCUCAAUAUCUGCCUUAGUGUAAUGUAAUUCUGAUGCAGAAUGAUGGCAAAGUUUUAAUUAGCAACAUUUAAGCUAUAAGAAAUAACCAAUUGACCUUGGCAAUUAUUCCAUUUAUUUGUUCAACAAAUAUUAUAUUAAGCACUUAUUAUGUGCUACAAGUUUUGCUACAUGGUGGAGAUGAUUAGCAAGACACAGUCCUUAUCAUCUAAGGACUUGCAGUCGAGUGAAGUGACAAAUAGGUGCCCUAAAAUAUAAUAGGUAUUCUUCUAGAAAUCAGAAUUCAGUGAAGACCCAAAAGAAGUAGUGGUCAGGUCUAAGGUAGGGAUGUUGAGAAUGGAGAAUAAUAGAGCAAGCUGGAAAGGAUUCAUAGAAAAGGCAAUAUUGAACUGAAUCCUUUAAAAAAAAAAGAGAGAGACGGGGAAAGAAAGGCAAGAAAUACCAUUAAUAAAGUAGAGUCUUUGUAGGCUUUUUCAAUGUAAAAGAGAUCUGAAGAGGUCAGAGAGGACCCUGAUGAGACUGCCUUAAAUGACUUGCUGAAAAGUUCGACCUCUAACCUGUGAUGGGCAUUAAGAAGGGUGGCCAUAUGACCAAAUUGACAUUCUGGAAAGCAAGAUGUGUAAAAGGCCCAUUAGAAGAUUAUUAUACCGGUCCAGAAGAGAGAUGAUAAUGACCAAACCAAGACAAUGAAGAGGAGAAGUCAAAUGUGAGAUUUUAUGAUUGCAAAAUCUGUAGGAUAUGGUGAAUGCUGGAAGGGUAUAGUGAACUACUGAGUUCCUCUCAGUGAGAGGGCAUCUCUGGGUACAGCCAGGUUGGGGAGAAAUGAAUUUUCUUGGCCUUGUAGAUCAGGAGCUUAGGAUGAGUCUGGGCUAGAGACAAUGCUUUGGAGCUUGGCAGCCUCUGGUAGUGGUUGAAGCUAUGGGAAUGGGUGAGAUUGCCCAGGAAGGCUUGUAGGGUAAGAAGGAAAUGGGCUGAAGGCAGAGCUGUGAAGGUCACAAAUACGUAAGGGGUAUGCAAGGGGAGAGGAAUGGCAGGAACAGGCUGUCAGUUGUCUAGCAAAUGAAUUGUAUGUGUUGGGUGGAGGGGUAGAUGUGAGUGAAAUAAUGCAGAUUGCCACUGUUGAUAGGACUAACAAAGCUCCAGUUCCACCAUACCACCAAGGUACCAGUGAGUAUUUUAUGGGAGAAAAACUGAAAUUACCCCAUUCAGUAGGGGAGGUAAUUUUCAAGGCUUUUAAUUUCCUGCUAAGUUGCUAAAUCACAAGAGAUUGUUUUAAAGGAUACUCUUCCCUCUUUCCUUAUUUGGAAGAAAUUCUGUAGGCAGAAAGUUAUUCUCAGAGCCCUGGGCUGUGAGAACCUCCUUUAACCAUUCAUCACAACAGCUCUGAGUAAAUGAGAUAUAUUUUUAUGGCCAAGGAGUCCAAAGAGCCACUGACUGGGUAACAAUUAAUUAAGCUAGUAACUGACCUCCUUUAUCUCUGAGUGGCCUCUAUUCCAACCCUUUUUAUUUAGAGACCUGAAAUGCUUCAUACUAUUGGAUGGCACAUUCUAUAACUCUUACUGGGGUCUCCUCCUGGAAGUGGCCAUGCUGAACUGGACACAUCUGAGUAAUCCAUGGAAAGUUCCAUGGGUUCUCCUUUUUGCAUGGGUCCUAUUUUCUGGGAUAGGUAUAUCCAUACCUUCCUAACCAACAGGGGACGGGGUAGAACCAGGGCUGUGGGAACUCCCUAAGUGUCAAAUGGAAUUUUCAAGAGAUGACCCUAAUCUUUUUCCAAUUGUUUUAUCAAGGUGUCUGUACUAGGAUAAGGAAUUCCUAGUCUCUGUUCCUAAACUUUGUUCCAAAUGGUUACGUGGUUGCAGUUCUCCGGGAAUUGACCUUUAGAAGGAAGACACUAAAACAUCAGAAUGUGCAACAACGAGAGUGAGUGGUCCCAGAUCCACGAGAACAUCAUCCGAAAGUCCAGUGCCAAGUACUCUGCCCCCAGCGCCAGCCAUGGUCUUAUCAUUUCUCUGCAGCUUCUUCGUGGAGACAUGGAACAGAUUCGGAGAGAAAAUCCCAUGAUAUUUAAUAGGGGAUUGGCAAUUACAAGAAAAUUGGGAUUUCCUGAUGUCAUUAUGCCAGGUGAUAUCCGCAAUGACCUGUACCUAACCCUGGAGAAGGGGGAUUUCGAGAGAGGAGGAAAGAGUGUACAAAAGAAUAUUGAAGUGACCAUGUAUGUGCUUUAUGCAGAUGGAGAAAUCUUGAAGGAUUGCAUCAGCUUGGGUUCAGGAGAGCCAAAUAGGAGUUCCUACCACUCCUUUGUCCUCUACCACAGUAAUAGUCCUCGCUGGGGAGAAAUUAUCAAAUUGCCUAUCCCCAUUGACCGGUUCCGGGGCUCCCACCUGCGCUUUGAGUUCAGACAUUGUUCCACAAAGGACAAAGGGGAAAAGAAACUCUUUGGCUUUGCAUUCUCAACCCUGAUGCGUGAUGAUGGCACCACCCUCUCAGAUGAUAUUCACGAGCUUUAUGUGUACAAGUGUGAUGAGAAUAGCACGUUUAAUAACCAUGCUCUGUACCUGGGCCUGCCCUGCUGCAAAGAGGACUACAAUGGCUGCCCUAAUAUUCCUUCUAGCCUCAUCUUCCAGCGCAGCACCAAAGAGUCUUUCUUCAUCUCCACUCAGCUCUCCUCUACCAAACUCACCCAGAAUGUGGACCUCCUAGCUCUGCUGAAGUGGAAAGCCUUCCCCGACCGGAUCAUGGAUGUACUAGGGCGGCUGCGGCAUGUCAGUGGGGAGGAAAUUGUUAAGUUUCUGCAGGACAUCUUAGAUACACUCUUUGUGAUUUUGGAUGAUAAUACAGAGAAGUACGGCCUGUUGGUUUUUCAGUCUCUGGUGUUCAUCAUCAACCUGCUCCGAGACAUCAAGUAUUUUCACUUUCGACCUGUGAUGGACACGUAUAUCCAGAAGCACUUUGCUGGAGCUCUGGCAUACAAGGAGCUCAUCCGCUGUUUGAAGUGGUAUAUGGACUGCUCAGCAGAACUGAUUCGACAGGACCACAUUCAAGAAGCUAUGCGGGCCUUGGAGUACCUUUUCAAGUUCAUUGUACAGUCACGGAUCCUGUACUCACGAGCCACUUGUGGAAUGGAAGAGGAACAAUUCAGAUCCAGUAUCCAAGAACUUUUCCAGUCCAUCCGGUUUGUGCUCAGUCUGGACAGCCGAAACUCAGAAACACUCCUUUUUACUCAGGCUGCACUCCUCAAUUCUUUCCCAACCAUCUUUGAUGAGCUUCUGCAAAUGUUCACCGUGCAAGAGGUGGCAGAGUUUGUGAGAGGGACACUGGGGAGCAUGCCCAGCACUGUGCACAUUGGGCAGUCAAUGGACGUGGUCAAGCUGCAGUCCAUUGCCAGGACAGUGGAUAGCCGCCUGUUUUCUUUCUCAGAAUCCCGCCGCAUCCUGCUUCCUGUGGUUCUCCAUCACAUUCACCUUCACCUGAGGCAGCAGAAAGAGCUGCUAAUUUGCUCAGGGAUUCUUGGCAGCAUCUUCUCCAUCGUCAAGACCAGCUCUCUGGAGGCAGAUGUCAUGGAGGAAGUAGAGAUGAUGGUGGAGAGCCUCCUGGACGUGCUCUUGCAGACUCUGCUCACCAUCAUGAGCAAAUCGCACGCUCAGGAGGCGGUAAGAGGGCAGCGGUGCCCGCAGUGCACAGCCGAGAUCACUGGCGAGUAUGUGUCCUGCCUUCUCUCACUGCUCCGCCAGAUGUGUGACACCCAUUUCCAGCACCUCCUGGACAACUUCCAGAGCAAAGAUGAACUCAAGGAAUUUCUGCUGAAGAUUUUUUGCGUGUUCCGGAACCUGAUGAAGAUGAGUGUCUUCCCUCGGGACUGGAUGGUAAUGAGACUGCUCACAAGCAAUAUUAUAGUCACUACUGUCCAGUACCUGUCCUCUGCACUGCACAAGAAUUUCACAGAGACUGACUUUGACUUUAAGGUGUGGAAUUCUUACUUUAGCCUGGCAGUUCUAUUCAUAAAUCAGCCAAGCCUUCAGCUAGAAAUUAUCACCUCAGCCAAAAGGAAGAAGAUUCUAGAUAAGUAUGGGGACAUGCGUGUAAUGAUGGCCUAUGAACUGUUCAGCAUGUGGCAGAAUUUGGGUGAACAUAAGAUCCACUUUAUUCCGGGAAUGAUUGGUCCUUUUCUGGGUGUGACACUGGUCCCACAGCCAGAAGUACGGAAUAUCAUGAUUCCCAUCUUUCAUGACAUGAUGGACUGGGAGCAGAGAAAAAAUGGCAACUUCAAACAGGUGGAGGCCGAGUUGAUUGACAAGCUGGACAGCAUGGUGUCAGAAGGGAAAGGUGACGAGAGCUACAGGGAGCUCUUCAGCCUACUAACCCAGCUGUUUGGGCCCUACCCCAGCCUGCUGGAGAAGGUUGAACAAGAAACAUGGCGCGAGACCGGCAUUUCCUUUGUGACCUCAGUCACCCGCCUCAUGGAACGUCUUCUUGACUACAGGGACUGCAUGAAAGGAGAGGAAACAGAGAAUAAGAAGAUAGGCUGCACUGUUAACCUGAUGAAUUUUUACAAAUCUGAGAUUAACAAGGAAGAAAUGUAUAUCCGCUACAUCCAUAAGCUUUGUGACAUGCACUUGCAGGCCGAAAACUACACAGAGGCCGCAUUUACCCUGCUCCUUUACUGUGAGCUGCUGCAGUGGGAGGACCGGCCACUACGGGAAUUCCUCCACUACCCAUCGCAGACAGAGUGGCAGCGGAAGGAGGGACUGUGCCGGAAGAUCAUUCACUACUUCAACAAAGGCAAGAGCUGGGAGUUUGGGAUCCCACUGUGCAGGGAGCUGGCGUGUCAGUACGAGAGCCUCUAUGAUUACCAGAGCCUCAGCUGGAUUCGGAAAAUGGAGGCCAGCUACUAUGACAACAUUAUGGAGCAGCAACGCCUGGAGCCUGAGUUCUUUCGGGUCGGCUUCUAUGGCAGGAAGUUUCCUUUCUUUCUUCGGAACAAAGAAUACGUGUGCCGUGGCCAUGACUACGAGAGGCUGGAGGCCUUCCAGCAGAGGAUGCUCAGUGAGUUUCCGCAGGCUGUCGCCAUGCAGCACCCCAACCAUCCUGAUGACGCCAUCCUACAGUGCGAUGCCCAGUACUUGCAGAUCUAUGCAGUGACGCCCAUUCCAGAUUAUGUGGAUGUUCUGCAGAUGGAUAGGGUACCAGAUCGAGUCAAGAGCUUCUAUCGCGUCAACAAUGUGAGGAAGUUCCGGUAUGACAGGCCUUUUCACAAAGGCCCCAAGGACAAGGAGAAUGAAUUCAAGAGCCUGUGGAUUGAACGUACCACACUGACCCUGACCCACAGCUUGCCUGGCAUCUCUCGGUGGUUUGAAGUGGAGAGGAGGGAACUGGUGGAGGUGAGCCCUCUGGAGAAUGCCAUCCAAGUGGUUGAGAAUAAGAACCAGGAGCUACGCUCCCUGAUCAGCCAGUAUCAACACAAGCAGGUGCAUGGCAACAUUAACCUGCUAAGCAUGUGCCUGAAUGGUGUCAUUGAUGCAGCUGUCAAUGGAGGCAUUGCACGCUAUCAGGAGGCCUUCUUUGAUAAAGAUUACAUCAACAAGCACCCAGGAGAUGCUGAGAAGAUCACCCAGCUCAAGGAGCUUAUGCAGGAGCAGGUUCAUGUCCUUGGAGUUGGGCUAGCAGUUCAUGAGAAGUUUGUGCACCCAGAAAUGCGGCCUCUGCAUAAGAAGCUAAUUGAUCAGUUCCAGAUGAUGCGGGCCAGUCUCUACCAUGAGUUUCCAGGUUUGGAUAAGCUAAGUCCUGCAUGUUCAGGCACCAGCACCCCACGGGGAAAUGUUCUGGCAUCCCAUAGCCCCAUGAGUCCGGAGAGCAUCAAGAUGACCCACCGGCACAGCCCCAUGAACUUGAUGGGCACAGGCCGCCAUUCAUCAUCCUCUCUCUCCUCACAUGCGUCUAGUGAAGCAGGAAACAUGGUGAUGCUGGGUGACGGCUCCAUGGGUGAUGCUCCUGAGGACCUGUACCACCACAUGCAGCUCGCGUAUCCCAACCCCAGGUACCAAGGCUCAGUCACCAACGUCUCUGUUCUGUCCUCGUCCCAGGCAAGCCCUUCUUCCUCCAGCCUGAGUUCCACUCACUCAGCACCAUCCCAGAUGAUUACCUCUGCCCCUUCCAGUGCCCGAGGCUCUCCCUCUCUGCCAGAUAAGUACCGCCAUGCCCGUGAAAUGAUGUUGUUGCUGCCCACAUACCGGGACCGCCCAAGCAGUGCCAUGUAUCCAGCAGCCAUCCUGGAGAACGGACAGCCGCCGAAUUUCCAGCGAGCCCUGUUCCAGCAAGUGGUCGGAGCCUGCAAACCCUGCAGUGAUCCCAAUCUGUCUGUGGCUGAAAAAGCUGUGCCAGCAGCCCCCAGCAGCUGGAGUCUGGAUAGCGGAGCCCAAGAGGCCCAGCCCUUCCUGUCUGCCCAUAUGGGGCGCAUCCUGGCCCCCCCAGUGCCUCCCCGAAGCCUGCUGCAUGGUCAUUACUCCCUACACUUUGACGCCUUCCACCACCCUCUGGGUGAUACCCCCCCAGCCCUCCCUGCCCGGACCCUGCGCAAGUCUCCUCUCCACCCUAUCCCAGCCUCCCCCACAAGCCCCCAGUCAGGUCUGGACGGCAGCAACUCUACGCUGUCCGGCAGUGCCAGCAGCGGCGUGUCCUCCUUGAGUGAGAGUAACUUUGGGCACUCCUCGGAGGCCCCACCUCGCACUGACACCAUGGACUCCAUGCCAAGUCAGGCCUGGAAUGCUGACGAAGAUCUUGAGCCACCCUACCUCCCUGUCCACUACAGCCUCUCUGAGUCUGCCGUCCUGGACUCCAUCAAGGCCCAGCCAUGCCGAAGCCACUCAGCCCCAGGGUGCGUCAUCCCUCAGGACCCCAUGGACCCGCCUGCGCUGCCGCCCAAGCCCUACCACCCCCGCCUGCCGGCCCUGGAGCACGAUGAGGGGGUGCUGCUGCGUGAAGAGACUGAGAGGCCUCGAGGCCUGCACCGCAAGGCUCCAUUGCCUCCUGGGAGCGCUAAGGAGGAGCAGGCCCGCAUGGCCUGGGAGCACGGCCGAGGGGAGCAGUGAGGGGCAACGAGGCGGCUGGGAUGCCGCCCUCAGUAAGCAGCUUGCCAAUCACUCCAGGUCUGAAAAGCAAGUCCCCCAGCCCCACCCCAGGGAGCCAGAGAGGCUUGCACUCAGGAGAGAACCACCCCCAAGUCUCCGUUCUACUGCCGUGAACUCAUGUGUUGCCAUGUACAGAGGCCACAGCAGCAUGAAGGGUUGUGGCUUCCCUUUUUAUUUUUUUACAUUUCCAUUUCUAUGGGUUUUCCUUUCUUUCCUUUAUGCAGUAGAUGCUUUCUUCCUCCUGCAGUUCUGGACCAUGUGGAGCUACAUGGAGAAAUUGCACAGACAGAAUCACUUUGCCACACUGCAGGGCCCAGGAGUGGGAGCCCAGGCCCUCCCUCCAGGGUAGAGAUGCACCGAAUGGAAAUUGCACUAAGGACCUCUUCCUUUGCUGUAUGGACAGAAGAGUUCAUGGUUGCAUUCAGGGAUUGCAAGGACCAUAUAGACAUGUCACAGGUGGAAAAAGGGCCACAAGCCGUUUUGCACAAAUGCCUGCCCACCUGCCCCUCUUCCAUCCAGGAGUGUGCUACUGAGGGGCUGGCUGGACCAACCUGCUGGCUCAGGCAUGUGACUGGCCUAACUGCAUGCCCAGGGCACUGCCAGGGUUCAAUGGGCCAGCCGUCUCCUACUCCACCUUGGAUUUUUCUCUCCAUCACAUCAUUUCUGACCAUUUGCUCCCUUCCAUUCUUGAAACACCUCAUGCCCCACAGGAGCCCCAGUGGUGACUGGAUCUGCAAGGGUUAUCUCCCGCCCUCUGGGGUUUGAGUGGAGGUAUGGAGCCAGAGAGGCUAUCCUAGCUACCUUCCUCCUAGGGGGAGCUGGUCCCCUUCCUAUGUGGUAGAGAGACUGGUGUAAGAGUGUGGGGUGUGGCAGGCGCCGGAAAUCCUCAAAGCUUUCAGAAGCAUCCAGAAUGCCUACCAUCAGCUCCUGAAUCAGGGAUUUUCAGCACUACCUCUGAGCCAUGGGGUUGGCUGCCCAGCCAGGCUUCCAGGCCCUGAGGACAUGUGGUCAGGUUCAGCAGGCUCCUGGGUAAAGAGGGUGGGAGGGGGCUUCUCCUUUUGGAAGCAGAUAGCCAUGCAGGUAGAAUUGUCAUCUCCCAAGUGGCCACAUACAGCAACCCACUCCAGGCCAUGGGGACCACCACUCAGGGUUCGGGGCUGGCAGGAGGGUAGUUUCUCCAGUCUCCCCAGUCUGUUGGUGUCUUUAUAGGAAACUAUAAAGCAGAGCAGUGGUGUCUUUAGAGGAAACUCAUUCAAGUCAGGGCACUGAUUUUCCUCUCAGUUUAUUAUUUGGGGGGAUAGGGUCAGGUGGGUAUAGUAGUACUUUACCAGGGUGCUUUUAAGUUACUUUAAAAAAAGCCUACAAAAUAUUUUUUUUCUUUUAUUUGCUCGAGUUCACAUUAAUGAUGGUCACAAGGCUGCCUUGUUGGGCAGGCGUAUUGCCCCCAGUUCCUCUUCUGCUGGCCUGUAUGACCUCCACAGCCAGGCCCUGGGCCCAAGCCCCUUGUCCCUUCUCCACUGCCCCUCUUUCCAGACAGUAAAGGCCAUGGUCAGUGUGUUUUUCUCUUGUAAACAAACCCCAGCUUGUUUAACAGAAAUGCUAAUAACCUACUGGGAAAGAUGGAGGUCUAAAUUACCUCCAGGGUUUUUCUGGGGGUUUAUCACCAGUGUGGGUCCCUUCUGAUACCACCAGGUUCACUCCAGGCAGAGUGGGGCGGAAGGCUGCUGAGGAUAUGGGUCAGUUACAGCAGCCCUCACCUCAAAGGGCUGGCCUGCUUCUCAGCCUACAUUCAUUUGCAAGCUUCAAUCUCUGGACCAUCUGGUGUUCACAGGUGUUAGAGGGUUAGGGGUUAGGGGCUAGUUUUGGAUUUGAUUCAUAGGUAGGAGGGCUUAGAUUUUAAGGCACUUCUGAAAGUCAAUCCCUGGACAAGGCAGUCAUCACAUAAGAACAGCUACCUUCUCCACUUGGUGGCACAAGAGGUAGGGAGGGGAGUAUGGGUUCAUUUGGCUUCGCAUUAUGCAAGGUGAAACCGUUUGUUUUCCCUCUCCAUUUUCCCUAACUAAAUGAAAAGGACACAUUCUGAAAUCCCUUUUGUUGGAGAAUAAGUCAGUCUGAGGGGAAAUGGGAGGCCAGAGAUGAGAACCCUUUGAAAAGAUUGUAAAAUACUGAUUUUCAUUCUUUCAAGCUUAUUUGUAAAUACCUAUUUGAAUGCUGUGUAUUUGUACAGGAAUUUGAGCAAAAAAUGUAUAGAGUGUGAUGUCCAAUUGGUAUUCAGCACUAUAAAUGUGUUUUUAACCUCCCGCAUUCUGUGCUUAUUUAAAACAAGGAAACUUCUAACCAUUUCUUUUGUGUAUUCAUGUUUAAAGAAAAAAAGUGAUUUAAAAAUGAUCUUACCUGUACCAGAAAAGCAAAGUUAAAGGAAACAAAAUUUGUACCAUUGUCCCAAGAGGUAUUUUACUGUAUAUAUUGUGGUAGCAUGUUCAAAAUCCAACAAGUAAUGUGAAUUUUAGAUGUAAAUAUCUGCCACUUGAUUUUUUUUCCCCCUUUCCCCACUUCCUUGACUGCUGUGAUGUGAAUUAAAGAUAAAUACGUGAUACUGA